CGGAAGCGGCUGGUGAGAACUUCCGGUUUUCACGGUAAUGGCGGAUGUUGUUGAAAUAGAGUCGGUGAAGAAUUAUCAAAUAGCGUUUGAGAAGAUCGACCUGAACACCAGUCGAUAUCCAUACUGUAUCGUGUGGACACCGAUCCCUGUAUUAUCAUGGCUGUUUCCAUUCAUUGGUCACAUGGGGAUCUGCACGUCUGCGGGCGUGAUCCGUGACUUUGCUGGACCUUACUUCGUAUCGGAAGACAACAUGGCGUUCGGAAGACCAACAAAGUACUGGAUGCUGGACGUCAGUAAAGUUUAUGCUGGCGGCUCCAACGCCUGGGACACGGCAGUUCGUGACGCUUCAGAGGAAUACAGGCACAGGAUGCACAACCUCUGCUGUGAUAAUUGUCACUCGCACGUGGCCAUGGCGUUGAACCUCAUGCGCUACGACAACAGCACCUCAUGGAACAUGGUGAACGUCUGUCUGUUCGCCCUCCUCAACGCCAAACACGUCAGCUGCACCGGCUUUCUGAAGACCUGGUUGCCCUUCAUCAUACUCUGCAGCGUCAUCGUGGCUCUGGCUCUCUACAUGAACUUGCGAUGACCACACCGGGGGUCGUACGUGAAAAGAGGGCCAUAGAGACCCGGUGGAGAUCCCGGUUCAGACCAUGACGUGGGACUCGAACUACCGAACGUGGGGCGGGACUACACCGGACAACAGACUGGUCCGCAUGCAGAUGAGGAACGUUCCAAAACCUAAUCUUAAGCCUGAGACGUGAAACCCAUCACACGGGUUCUCCAGCAUGUUCUCAAACGCUCGUCUUCCAAAGUGUGAAAUCAGUGGUGCUGAUUUAUAUCUGGAUCAUUAUUCUGUCCCACAAUCAUAACACUCUUCGUUUAGACAAUUUAACGUCACUAAUUUGCAGAAUUUUGUCUUCGUGUUUUCAACAGCAUUAGUGUCCAGGUCAUUUUAUAUACACACGCACAACGGUCAACACCAGGAGUAUUUUUGAUCUUUAUUGCUGUAGCAUCACCGCUCCUGGUCUUUCUGUCUGUAGAGAAAAUCAUUGCUCUCCUCGUGUCCAUGUGGGUUUCCUGUGGACUGGAUUUUCACCCGGUGGUCUCCUGCUCCGGUCACUUUCAUAGUAAUUCUACUGACCAGUAAAGAAAUGAUGUUUGAAAUGAUAGUUAACCACCAAAAUUAGCAUUAGAUAUAAUUUAUUGAUCCCAUGAGGGAAAUUUUUGUCAGUAACAAGAUACACACAAAAUAUCAAAUUUAAAAUAAAAUUAUUUAAUCUUAAUUAAUAUUCUCUAUACUGAUAUCCUUAUCAAUGGCAUCUAUAGAAGAAAAUUCUGCCUCAUCACACCACAGAUGAUCAAACUGAAUCGGUUUCCUUUAAAACACGUACACCUCAUUUCCAGGAUAUGUGUGUGUGUGUGUGUGUGUGUGUGUGUGUGUGUCAGUUUGCACGCCAGUAAAAGCACAACUCUGUUCUUCCUGUAAAGAAGAAAUAUAAAAUGUUUUAAUAAACUUCUUUAAAUAAAAACA
Messenger RNA from Hemibagrus wyckioides, 1534 nucleotides. RefSeq names its product transmembrane protein 222b (gene tmem222b). Bases 38 to 589 code for a protein of 183 amino acids. The transcript is spliced from 6 exons. Lineage: Eukaryota; Metazoa; Chordata; Actinopteri; Siluriformes; Bagridae. The record is from RefSeq and is a predicted model, not a curated record.